UUGUCUUGCCAUUCUGUCACCGUCGCGCGCUCUUCAGUGCAUAUUGUUUAUACAGCGAGUGAUUACGCGCAUAGUAGUUUAACGACCACUUUGGGAGUAAGACUCAGCAUCAAAAUUUAUUUACAGAUUAACUUUAUAAAGCACAGUGAAGGACGUCCGUCUGAAAGAGGAUCUCUUUUGUCAUCGGGACGCAUCACCCCAGACCUUCGAUCAAUGAAUUCCAAUACUACUUCUCCAGUAAGCAUGAUGAAGAUUGUGAAGAGGUGUGUGGUCCUGUUUAUCUUCAGCUGUGUGUGUGAACUGUCAUUGUCUUUGGACCCUCGAGAUCCUAAUGUCUGCAGCUUAUGGGAAAGUUUCACCACUUCAGUAAAGGAAUCAUAUGCUCGCCCAUACGACCAAGUGUAUGAAGAGACCUGCUCUGAACCUCGGAGCGCUAACAAAUGUACCCGCCACAGGAUCACUUAUAAAACAGUGUAUAGGCAGGUAGUGAAAAUGGACUAUCGUAGGAGGUAUCAGUGCUGCCGUGGGUUUUACGAGAGCAGAAAUAAAUGUGUCUCACGAUGCACUAAAGAGUGUGUCCAUGGCCGCUGUGUAGCACCUGAUCAUUGCCAGUGUGAGCGGGGUUGGCGUGGAGAUGACUGUUCCAGCUCAUGUGACGCCCAGCAUUGGGGUUCAGGCUGCAAGCUGCCCUGUGAGUGCCAGAACGGGGCAGAGUGUGAUGUUCUCACGGGCUCCUGCCUCUGUCCAGCUGGAUUCACUGGUGAACAAUGCCAGGAUGCCUGUCCCACAAAGACGUUUGGUCAGGACUGUCUACAGCAGUGCCAGUGUGGAACUGGAGGAUUCUGCAAUAAAUCCACUGGAGAGUGUGUGUGCAGAGAUGGAUUUACUGGAACUUUGUGUGAAGAGCCGUGUAGAAGACUAAACCGGUGUGCUCCACGCUGCCCAUGUCAGAAUGGUGGUAUCUGCAAGGGUAGAGGGGUGUGUGUGUGUCCACCUGGCUGGAUGGGUGCAGUGUGCACAGAGCGGUGCCCGCCGGGUCGGUUUGAUGUCAACUGUGCGAAGGAGUGUUUGUGCCAUAAUGGUGGUCACUGUGAUCCAGAGACUGGCCAAUGUCAGUGUGCCGCAGGCUACACAGGAGAAAGGUGUAAUGAGGAGUGUCCAGUGGGUACAUAUGGUGAGGACUGUAAGGGCGUGUGUGACUGUGCUAAUGGGGCCCGUUGCUAUAACAUCCACGGUGGAUGUCUAUGUGAGCAAGGCUUUAAGGGUCAACGCUGUGACCACAGAAUGUGUCCUGAUGGAGCCUAUGGCAUACACUGUGAACAACGCUGCCUCUGCAACUCACAAAACACUCUCAGCUGUCACCCCCUGAAGGGGGAGUGUACCUGUCAACCAGGGUGGGCGGGGCUGUACUGUAAUGAAACCUGUGCUCACGGAUACUAUGGUAAUGGUUGCCUGGAGCCCUGCCUUUGUGUGAAUGGAGGGGUAUGUGACACAGUGACAGGCCAGUGCCAUUGUACCCCUGGAUACACGGGAAUGCACUGUGAGAAGCUCUGUGAGGAUGGUUUCUAUGGGAAAGGCUGCUCGUCUCUUUGUACUUGUGUAAACUCUAUAGCCUGCUCUCCAAUCGAUGGAACAUGCUUCUGUAAGGAAGGAUGGAAAGGGCUGGACUGUUCCAUUGCAUGUUCGGAGGGCACGUGGGGCCCCGGCUGCAACUUCACAUGCCAGUGUGCAAAUGGAGCAUCCUGUCACCCGAUCGAUGGUUCUUGCAGGUGCACCGCAGGGUGGAGAGGGGCUUCCUGUGACGUGCCCUGUCCUAUCGGGACAUUUGGCCCAGAUUGUCAACACAAAUGUGACUGUCUGCAUGAUGAUGGAUGUCACAGUGUUACAGGACAGUGUAUGUGUUUACCAGGCUGGACAGGUCUGCGCUGUACACAGCAGUGUCCAGAAGGCACAUGGGGUCAUCAGUGCAACCAGACCUGCUCAUGCGACAACAGCGCCACCUGUCAGGCACACACCGGAACCUGCCUGUGCAAACCUGGAUUCUGGGGAGCUCAGUGUCAACACAUGUGCAGUGCCGGUCUGUAUGGCGAAAAAUGCAGCCGCCAGUGUCCUCCAUGUGUUCAUGCCUCUUCCUGCCAUCACAUUAAAGGCGACUGUCUGUGUCUGCCUGGCUAUACUGGACCACUCUGUGAACAUGCCUGCCCUGUCGGUCGGCAUGGAAACCAGUGUAGCAGUAUUUGUAAGUGUGGCAAUAAUGCAACAUGUCACCACCAGGAUGGCUCAUGUAUCUGUCCCCCUGGAUGGACUGGACAAGACUGCUCUCUGUUGUGUCAAACAGGGACAUUUGGCACUAACUGUGCCCAGACCUGCUCAUGUGGCCCAAACCAUUCCUGUGACCCUCACACCGGAAUCUGCGUGUGUGUACCUGGACUAGACGAGGACUGCAAACCAGAUAUUAAAACAGUUGUGUCUUUGUCAGAGCGAGAACAGAGUAUGAUGGUGCCUGUGUCUCCAGUGGAGAGGGACUCCUGGGGUGUGAUUGCAGGCAUUGUUGUGCUGGUAAUUCUGGUGGUGCUCUUGUUGGCUGCCCUGCUGUUGUAUCGGCGCAGACAGCAAGACAAGCAGAGCAACACGCCUGUUGUAUCCUUCUCUUCAACCCGCACUGCCACUUCAGAGUACGCCGUGCCAGAUGUACCGCACAGCUACCAUCACUAUUACUCAAACCCGAGUUACCACACGCUCUCUCAGAACAGACCUCCACUGCCACAUCUGCCCAACAACCAGGACCGGCCCAUCAAGAACACCAACAACCAGCUCUUCUGCAGUCUGAAGAACAUGGAGAGAGAGAGGAGUGGUCUGUUUGGGGCAGACACCAAUGCUACUCUUCCUCCAGGCUGGAAGCAUCAGGAGCCACCUAAAGAUCCAGGUGCUUUUGGGAUUGAUCGGAGUUACAGCUAUAGCACUACUCUUGGGGAGCACUACAACAAAGAGUUGAAGGAUUCCUGCGUGGCUGUUAGCAGCAGCUCUCUGAACAGCGAGAACCCAUAUGCCACCAUCAAAGAUCUACCUGGCCUGCCACCAUGUCCUCCAGAGUGCAGCUAUGUGGAGAUGAAGUCUGCGAUGCCUCAGGAGAGAUCCGACACUGAAAUCAGCCCACCUGUGAUGAAUCCCCCUACUCUGUCAUGCAGAGAAAACUGUUCCCUUGGCAAUGUUCUGGAACAGGAGCCUCAGAAUCACUAUGAUCUGCCAAUCAACAGCCACAUCCCUGGACAUUAUGACCUACCCCCUGUGCGGAGACCACCCUCUCCAUCGCCACGGAGACUGAUCCACUGAUCUCUAUAAACUCUACAUUUAAAGACUGUUUUUUUUUUUUCUAAAACAGGGCAGGUACUAGUGGUCUUUGACCUAAGACCUUUAACCCCUCCCCCUCCUCGACACGGGUCUGAAUUCACUGCCAAUACAGAGUCAGUUUGAUGCCUGCUUUAUGAACUGGAUUAUCAAAUGUUGCUCAUAACAGAUGGAUGAGGGUAUGAAUGGAUGGAUAAAAUUAGCUUAAACCAGUGACUGUCACCACAACUGCAUAACACUGCCAUCUAUUGGACAAUAUUAACUAUCAUUAAAUGCUCAUGGAGCAAAAAUUUCUCCUUUGAAGGCAUUUAAAUGUUACAUAUCUUAACAUUUUAAAUGUAAUUCAUGCUUUUACAUAAUCUGGUAAUCAGGGUUGUAAAUGACAAUAUAAUUGUUAACAGCUACAGAACAAGCUUCAGAUGAGUUUUUAAGAUAGAGCAUUGAAAGUUUUCUUUGAAUCUGAGUUGAAUGCAACCAUAAAAACUGUAAAUAAUGUAAAUAAAAAAUAAAGUUUUCAU
Messenger RNA from Myxocyprinus asiaticus (Chinese sucker), 3866 nucleotides. It is a transcript of the gene pear1, whose product is annotated as platelet endothelial aggregation receptor 1. The transcript is spliced from 24 exons. The coding region runs from base 214 to 3333 and encodes 1039 amino acids. Gene Ontology annotation, molecular function: protein binding. Gene Ontology annotation, cellular component: membrane. Lineage: Eukaryota; Metazoa; Chordata; Actinopteri; Cypriniformes; Catostomidae. The record is from RefSeq and is a predicted model, not a curated record.